Molecule: messenger RNA, 1664 nt
Organism: Periophthalmus magnuspinnatus
Lineage: Eukaryota; Metazoa; Chordata; Actinopteri; Gobiiformes; Gobiidae
Product: cytotoxic and regulatory T-cell molecule
Exons: 13
Coding region: 85-1569 (494 amino acids)
Biological process (GO): positive regulation of natural killer cell mediated cytotoxicity directed against tumor cell target; detection of tumor cell; cell recognition
Cellular component (GO): plasma membrane
Molecular function (GO): signaling receptor binding
Source: RefSeq, a predicted model, not a curated record
AGAGCCGUGAUGUCAUGGAAGCGUCCCUCCACCACGAGGUGCCGCAAUGUUUAAAAGUUAAGAGAAGAGGAAAUACAGACUCACAUGAGUCUAUGCAGCAGCGAGAUGGAGAAGAAACUACAGCUGUGUGUCCUCAUGCUUCAGCUGCAGGUGUCACUUGCAGUUUGGCAGCACAUAUCAGUGAUGAAAGGUCACACACUAAACCUAAACUGCCCCCUCAAAAGCCAGUUCCCCGAUCACGCAGUGGAGUGGAGGAACACAGAUGGUAAUAUUAUGUUCUUCAACAUGAUUCAAGGUGUGAAAGACAAACGCUACAGACUUCAUAAGUUGUCUGAGUCCGAAUUCCGCAUCAGUAUUUCCAAAGUUACGUUCAGUGAUGGAGGGAUCUACACCUGCUCCCAUUACCUCCCCCAAGCUGAGAGCAAGAGAGUGAAUGUUACAGUGAUAGGCAAGCCUCGGAUUGAACGUACAACCCACGAGGGGUGGACUGUCAUCAGGUGUACAGCUGAGGCCAAUUAUUCUCCUCCAAAUCUCUCCUGGAAGUUCAAGAAUGGACUGGAGUUUCUCCAUGAUGAAACACAAAUCCAUAUGGUCCCUUUGGAAAAAAAAUAUGUUUCUAUUCAGACCAUUUAUGUUAAACCAGCUGAAAAGACCUUCGCUGUAAAAUGCAUAAUGCGACACCCGGCUUGGCACUCAUGGAUUCCCCUCAUGGACUUCGUCAACAUCAGACCAAACAAACGAAAAGGACAUCCGAAAACUACAACCUUUCCAGAGAGAACGCCAGCACCAGUAACUGCAAGAGAACCAACUAGUGACCACUUCCCCACAACAACACAAAAUGAGAUUCUUACAACAGUGUUUUCAACCAUUCCUCCACAGUUUAGUACAGGAAACUCUUUACCCACAACAGAAGAGAAAGCUGCUGAAGCCUCCACAGCAGAAAAACAGGAUCUGACUUCAGAGAUUUCUAGAAACACUCCACAGUCCAGUACAGAUGCUGUGGAAACUACAGAGCUCCCUAUGAACACCUCACAAAUCAACAGCACUGAAGAGGCCUCUACAGUGAACUCAACCACAGAAAGAAGCGGAACAUUAAACACUUCAGGCAAUUGGCUAACAGUGAACAUUUCCUCUACUGAAACCACAAGGAACAGUACAGGAGUUGACUAUGACGUGGAAAAGAGGGAAGGGAAAGACUCAAACACAUCUCUUCUCGUCUUCCUGAUCACGUGCCUUAUGGUCGGACUUUUGGUGGUCGUUAUAUUUAUAGGCAUCAAACUGAGGAAAGCACACAUCAUUUGGAAACGAGAAAAUGAGGAGACGGUGUCAUCUGAAGUCAGCAGUAAAUCCAAAUCAAGCCAAGAGGAGAAAAACACCAGAAGGAGAAGAGGGCUCUUCAACACAGGACUCACACAGUACGUCAUCCAGGAGCCAACAGUCAUCACCUCAGUGACAAACCCAGCUGCCAUGACACCUCCAGAGACUACGACCAGUGAACAUAACUCUGCAGCCCCAGUACCUCCACCGGCUCCACCUCUGAAAUCUCCUGUCAAGGAAACAGAGCUAUAAACUACAAACAUUGGUUCUUUGGUCAUGUGUAGCUCUUCUUGUGUAAAUUUCUUGUAUAAAAAAGUAUAAAAGUACUGUACUGUGCAUUAUGUAAA